Messenger RNA from Triplophysa dalaica, 1969 nucleotides. It is a transcript of the gene cdc20, whose product is annotated as cell division cycle 20 homolog. The transcript has 11 exons. Gene Ontology annotation, cellular component: anaphase-promoting complex. Gene Ontology annotation, biological process: positive regulation of anaphase-promoting complex-dependent catabolic process; anaphase-promoting complex-dependent catabolic process; positive regulation of ubiquitin protein ligase activity. NCBI's taxonomy places the organism in Eukaryota, Metazoa, Chordata, Actinopteri, Cypriniformes, Nemacheilidae. The record is from RefSeq and is a predicted model, not a curated record. Gene Ontology annotation, molecular function: ubiquitin ligase activator activity; anaphase-promoting complex binding; protein binding. The coding region runs from base 161 to 1636 and encodes 491 amino acids.
CUUUUUGAAUUCACCAAUCAGACUUCGCGUUCAUCCAUUUAAACUGGCGUUUAUGCAGCUUUGCUCAGUCAGAGGAUCGUUGAAUGGUUUUGUGCGAGGACGUAUAACAAACGUGUUUUAACUGCGUGCUUUUCACCGAGUGAUCCCAACUACAUUACAAAUGGCCCAAUUCGGCUUUGAGAACGACAUCCACAACGUCCUUCGAUUGGACAUGCCUAUCACAAACGCCCCGAUGGCGAGGUGGCAGAGAAAAGCGAGCACAUCCAACUCCACAAACUCUCUCUCGCCCAACAAGAGUGUAAACCGAUCAGUCAGCCUUUCCAAAACACCCAGUAAAACGCCAGGAAAGAACGGCAAGACUCAAAACACGCCUUCCAAGGCAGGAGGAGAUCGUUUUAUCCCCACAAGAAAUAACAAACAGAUGGAUGUAGCGAGCUUCCUUAUUUCAAAAGAGAACGAGCCGGUGGAAGAGACUUCUGCCUCAUCUGCACCAAAUCAGAAAGCUUGGUCUGUGACACUAAAUGGAUACGACAUUGAGGAAGCAAAGAUCUUGCAUUUAGGAGGCAAACCACUAAAUGCCCCCGAGGGUUAUCAAAACAACUUGAAGGUUCUCUACAGCCAAGUGCCCACACCGGUCUCGAUCAAGAAGAGCCGCUACAUUUCCUCCGUUCCAGAGCGGAUUCUAGAUGCCCCUGAUAUCAGAAAUGACUUCUAUCUGAACCUGAUGGAUUGGGGAAGGCAAAACCUCUUGGCAGUUGGUCUCGCCAACCAUGUGUAUUUGUGGGAUGCUGCCGCAGGGGACAUCGUUUUAUUGAAGAAAAUGGAAGAUGAGAACGAUCACAUCUGCUCUGUCUCUUGGAGCAAAGAUGGCAAUUUCCUUGCCGUUGGGACUAGUGAUUGUAAAGUAGAGCUAUGGGAUGUGCAAUACCAAAAACGUCUUCGCAGCAUGGAUGGCCAUACAGGAAGAGUUGGUUGCUUGAGUUGGAACGAUCACGUUUUAUCUAGUGGUUCUCGGUCUGGUUUAAUUCAUCAGCAUGAUGUUCGGGUAGCAGAACAUCACAUAUUUACCUUCGGGGGACACACACAGGAAGUCUGUGGGCUUACUUGGUCCCCUGAUGGCAAAUAUUUAGCUAGUGGUGGCAAUGACAACAUGGUGUACAUCUGGCCAAUGACGACCGGCUCGGACUAUCAAGCUAUCCAUGCACUAAGUGAACACCAAGGAGCAGUCAAGGCUUUGGCAUGGUGCCCAUGGCAACCUAGCAUCCUUGCGUCUGGAGGAGGCACCAGUGACCGCCAUAUUCGCAUCUGGAAUGCAAAUAGUGGCUCCUGUAUCAGUUCCUUGGAUACAUGCUCACAGAUAUCAUCUCUUGUGUUUGCACCAAAUUACAAAGAGUUGGUGUCAGGCCAUGGUUUUGCUCAUGACAAGGUUAUAAUCUGGAAAUACCCCUCACUCACAAAAGUAGCAGAACUUGAAGGACAUGAAGACCGAGUUCUGAACUUGGCACUCAGUCCAGAUGCUUCUACUGUGGCGUCCGUAGCUGCCGACGAAACCAUUCGACUCUGGGAGAGUUUUGAAAAGGAUCCUGUUAAAAAACCAAAGCCUACCAGCAGUAUCAUAUCGCAACAUAUUCGAUAAAUAUAAAAUAAGAUUGUUUUUAUGCAAAGAUGAGGUUGGGGAGGGAUGAUGUUUAGAAGUUUUAAUGUUUAUUAACUGUGAGAUCCCAUGUACAACCAACGAGGAGCUCAACUGGGUUAUGUGUCCUUUGUCAUGUGACACUACAUAAACCGUUUUAAUUUUCCCUGUUUGGGCACAGGUUAUGGUUUUCAAAUGGAAUUUCUAAAAGAAAGCUUAAGCACAGUUUUAGCAACUUGUACAUUUUUUUUUACUCAAGACAUGUCUAUUUAACCCUAAAAGUGAUGACUAAAUUAUGUACAGCAUGUUACUUUCAAAUAAAGUUUUGUAAGAAAG